Messenger RNA from Anopheles marshallii, 444 nucleotides. RefSeq lists its product as uncharacterized. The record is from RefSeq and is a predicted model, not a curated record. NCBI's taxonomy places the organism in Eukaryota, Metazoa, Arthropoda, Insecta, Diptera, Culicidae. The transcript is spliced from 2 exons. The coding region runs from base 1 to 444 and encodes 147 amino acids.
AUGAAGGCCGAAGUAAUUCGCUCGUACACAGCCGUACGUCUAACUGUGUUCAUCUGCUGCAUUGGAAUGGCCGCAGGGAGGAUAAUUCACCGGAUUAGUGAUUACAAUGCCCCGAUGGCGGAACCAGUGCGUCAGUGUCGUGCAAUCUGCUUGGCAAACCAUUUGCACGAGGAGAUCAACAACAUCGUCGUAACGGAUGAGUGUACCGAUCGACCCAACUGCUUCAUGUGUUGGGAUUAUUGCAAGCUACUGCACGAGGAGAAGCGUAUCGUGCGCGAUUUGAUGUGCAGUGAUGUGAUUUGUUACUCGGGAUGUAAGACAGCCUGCAAAUACUACGGAGGUUUCUUUCGAAACGUGAAACCGAUAGCUUUGUUAAGGACCCUCGCUAUACCGGCUAUCGGACAUCAGACGAGUCGCUACGACGUCGAACCCAGUGCAACCUAA